CGCGUCAAGCUCGGAGCAGACAAACUGAUUGGAAACGCUAAUGGCGUCGAAGUUGCUUCCCCUGAGAAGGCUAUGGAGGCUUUCCAAACUCCCACCGCCAUCUUCUUUUUCUUCUUCAAGCUACGGCUCAUAUUCCUCCCUUCUAGUUCUAGAUGCUUCUAGAGAUCUCUGUAUCUCCGACGUCGCCGCUCAGAGACCUUGUUACUCCGUCGCUUCUAGAAGCUUCUGCUCUCGACCUCUGAACCUCGACGAAAGUUCUCAAGGCCCCGCCGCCAUAGACUACCGUUCUCUUCUGCAGGAGGGUGAAUUUCACAGGCUAGCUGAUUCCACAAUACAUGACCUUCAAGAGAAAUUCGAGGAAUAUGGAGAUCUUGUUCAAGUUGAUGGUUUUGACAUAGACUAUGGGAAUGAGGUGUUAACCCUGAAGCUUGGGGAACUGGGAACAUAUGUUUUGAACAAACAAACUCCGAAUAGACAAAUUUGGCUGUCUUCCCCAGUAAGUGGCCCUUACCGAUUCGAUUGGGAUCCCAGUGCUCAAGCUUGGAUUUAUAGGCGGAAUAAAGCAAAUUUAUUGAAACUUUUGGAGAGAGAAAUGAAGCAACUGUGUGGCGAACCCCUGAACCUUUCGUGACCUUUUGCAAAGGCGUGUCUGGUUACAUAAUUACUCGCUGAAAAUAUAUCAAUUUUAAACGGAGUUUUCCCCUCAGUAGAGUAAGAGAAACGGUGUUUGCUUCUCCAUUAUAUACUUGGAAUUUCGUUCUUGUGAUUAUUGCAAUAUUCAAGGGUGUGGAUGUUUGUAGGUAGGUUUGAUGGUCAAUAAAAGUUUUGCGGAAACUAGUUCAGUUUGUUGUUU
Messenger RNA from Morus notabilis, 853 nucleotides. RefSeq names its product frataxin, mitochondrial. Gene Ontology annotation, biological process: iron incorporation into metallo-sulfur cluster; intracellular iron ion homeostasis. The transcript has 5 exons. Gene Ontology annotation, cellular component: mitochondrion. Gene Ontology annotation, molecular function: 2 iron, 2 sulfur cluster binding; ferric iron binding; ferroxidase activity. Lineage: Eukaryota; Viridiplantae; Streptophyta; Magnoliopsida; Rosales; Moraceae. The coding region runs from base 41 to 631 and encodes 196 amino acids. The record is from RefSeq and is a predicted model, not a curated record.